Molecule: messenger RNA, 3089 nt
Organism: Momordica charantia (bitter melon)
Lineage: Eukaryota; Viridiplantae; Streptophyta; Magnoliopsida; Cucurbitales; Cucurbitaceae
Product: F-box protein At5g39450
Molecular function (GO): protein binding
Source: RefSeq, a predicted model, not a curated record
UUCGCGGUUUCCUUUGCCGAAAAAACAAGAAAAGAAAAGAAAAUCCGCGGUUUCGUCGAAAUUGGUAUGUUUUCCUUCGACAUUCUUCGUAGUUAGCGCGCCAUUGGCUCUCGCUUCGUCGGAGUUCCAUCAGAUCUAGGGCUCUCUCGGUUUGACGAUUGGUAAACUGUUUGGUUCCUCGGAAAAUUAGGUAUUACUCUCUCUGUUGUUCUUUAAUUUUCCCGGAAAGUGUCAGGAUUAAUCUUCGUUUUCCAUCGCCGAGGGGGGUCCGAUGAAUUGCGAGGCACGGCCAUAGAAAUCAAGCUUCGAGAGUUGAAUUUCGUCUAUUUCUCAUGCCCUCUUCAUGCAAAUCAGGUUCGGUUCGUUCUGUUCUAGGUUUUCUCAUUUGAUUUCCGAUUAUUUCCUUCACCAGAUGGCGAAUCGGCGAUGAACCCUAUCUUCGUUUUGGGGAUUUAGGGCAAGUCAGCUGCUAUAUUCAUUUUUUGGUCGGAACCUUUUGGAUUUGGUGUCUCCUUCUGUACCGAUUCAAGAAAUUAAUUUACAGUUUCCAGGAAUAAUCUGAUCUAUUUGUUGGUUUUGAUGUGGGAAAGAAUAUCAUCUUGAUAGAGAAACAGGGCAGUCUCGGCUUUCGUUGGCUGCUCUGAACUUUUGCUCCAUUCAUGUUGUUCUCUGCUGGAUUUAGAAUCCUCUUAUUGGAAUGAACUGUGUUGUAACUUAAUUUGAAGCAUUUCUGGUUUAAAUUUUUACUGAUUGCAUAUGUUGACUGAAGUCUGUGGAUCGAGCUUGCUCCUUUCCCUCCCAGAUGAUGUGUUUUCGAUCGUGUCGCGGUCCCUUGCUCCAAGGGACCUGUGUAAUUUAAGUCUAUGCUGUAGGAGUCUAUACGCUACGGUAACAUCUGAAAAGGUCUGGCUUACGCAAUGUGAGAUGGUUGGAAUUUUGGCGGCCAAAGAACUUAUCGAAUGGCGAACGGGUAUGGCGUCAUUUAAGGCACUUUGCCGCUUUCUUAGCAGUGUUGAGCCAUUGAUUGGAAUAUGGGUUCAUCAGAAUCCGGAGCUUGGGAAUGUAGUCUAUGUGAUGCCGGGUUUUGUUUCGAUUGUUGGUUGUCGGAUUAUCCCUCAAGAACUUGGUCCGUUAGGCAUUGAAGAUGGGCCAAUUCUCUGGGCACCUGUUUUCGAAAUCCUGGGAGAUGUUGAUGGGUCCACUGCAUUUUUUCUACAUGGAAGGGAGAAGGGGAGUGACUAUUUUUAUCCGGGUUUGGUGAAGGCUGUCGAUAAGAGUUGCAACGUGCUUCUUCUUGAGGUUGACACUAGAUCGCACAAGCACGAGUGUAGUAGUAACUUGUUACAUGGUAAAUGCUUUGUUAACCAUUCAAAUCAAGAGUCUAGAAAGGUUUGUAGGUCUAACAGUGAAAUUUCUAAGUCCCAGAGGGGUUUUGGACAGCCUGAGGCAAAGGUGCCGUUUGGCCGGUUGGCUUUUAGUGAUAGAAGAAAGUUGCUCGAAACUGUAAUGAGUCAAGUUCGUGUCAAGGCACCCGACCUUGUUACUGGGCCGCUAUUUCCUAGGUUGAGGGAUGAUGAAGUUAACUUCGAGAAAGAUAUGUUGGAGUUAUCAGAAAGGAGAUCAGUACUUAUGCAGAUUCAUAAAGUUGGUGGAAGUCAAAUGUCUUGGAAGGGUAGUUCUGAACUGUUACCAAAUCCUACUCAGUUGGAACUAAGUGAGUUCAGAAAGUCUCUUGAUGGUUCGAGUGGUCUUCACAAGUCGAUUAAUGCGGACAAUGAUCAGGAAAGAUGCGCGAAAAGGAAAAAUCUUGGCAGGUAUUUGAGGCAAAGCCUUAAUCAGAUACUGGGGAAAUCUGGCUUAUUUAAUGAUAGCAAAGGAAUGUCAAAGAAUAGUUGUUCAAGYAGUGUCAAUAAAUAUGUGCAACUUGAAGAGUUUCUUAAAUCGGGUGAUACGGUCGGAUUGGCAUUGCACGCAUCGACCAUGAAGCUAUCUUCUUACCGAGGAUGGCCUAAUAUGCACGACAGCCGGUUUGCACUGUAUAAAUUGCCAAUGCGAGUGCCAACUGCCGAGCAAGAGUAUGCUGGUUUAUGGGGAGGRACAUUCGGCUGGCCUCCGGGSAAGCCUACAGAAGACAAGCCYGGAAAAGCCCUUUUCUUUCUUUUGCUUUCRUACGAGAAAUCCCAGGGACAAUUGUUUCUCAUUGCAACGAAAAUAUUGGAAGGUACUCACUAUGUUUUACAUCCUAAUGGUUCUGCAAUGUUCAGAGUGAAUAUUAACGAACCUUCGGUCGAUCCAUUUCCUUGGGAGUCUGAUGGGGAUCUGCUACCUGUGAGCAUUCGGCAUACGUUUACGGGAGAGGGCAUUGCCAAUGGGUAUGGCUUUAGAUACCCUGGUUCGAAGCCCGGUUCUCUCUUUGUAUUUCAGAAUGGCCAACUGGCUUUCAUUUGGAAGGAGUCUAGAUCUGUCCUGACCUUGCAGAGAUUGAACUUACAAGAUCUUUUAAAGAAAGGUGAAAGGGUACCUCCUCUACCACCAACCAUCAACUUUUCCUAUCUAACCAAGUCAUACUCGAACGUCUUCGCUGGCUUCCCGAACACUGUGACGUGUUUCUCCUCAUCAAGAGAAAUGUGUCCGUAGGAAAUUUACGGGGUACAAUAUUUGUUGAAGAGAUAUGUUAUGGGUGUCACGGUUGAGGGUGCAAUUUUUGAAUUCGUUGCGUCGGGAGCAGUUUGUGAUGUUCACAAGUUCAGAAGAACCCUUCAACUUAGGGGAGGUAUUUUGUUGUAUUAGUAUUACUGUGCCAAUUUACAGUACUUAGAUGCUGGAAUAUUUCUUAUGAUGUCUUAUUUAUGGUAAAAAAUAAAAGAAAAAUGAAAAAGAAAAAUAAUGUGUAUUUAUAUAAAGAUUGUGGCUUAUGGUUUUGUUUCAUAGAGUUGCAGUGAAUCCAAAUUCGUGGUGAAUUGCAAAUAUAUAUUUCACAGGUACCAUUGUUUGUAACUGCUUGGUAGAGCAUGUCCAUAGGGGAAAGCUAUAUCAACUUAUCUAUUUGAUUAAAUCCAGAUAUGUGCUCGUGAACUCCUUGCAAUAUA